UUGAGCACUUUACGCAUUUAUUUUCGGAUCCACCCCUGUGUAAACGUAAUUUGCCUAAUGACCGCUUGAGUGGAGCAGGACCGUCUCAUUUCAAGCAAGCCAUUUUCAUCCAAGUUCACGCUCCUUGCCGACUCUCCUCGAUUAACUUUGACCUUUUGCAAAAGCAGGCGAGAGAGGACGCAGGAGGCGGGCAAAUCUAAUUGAUAAAAGGCCAAUAUGACAGACAAAACAGACCGAAUGUGCUAGCCUGACGACUCAAACUGAACUAUUCUGCUGCUCUGUGUUCGCUAAAUAGUUUUUUCCUCGUCCGUGGGCGUGGCGUUUGGCCGGAGCGAGGAGUCUGGGUAGCCAGGCAACAAAUGUCCAGUAUUCAUGCAUCGGAUUUGAAACAGCGGCGUGCAGCUCGGUUAACGGGAGGAGAAAACGGACAGUACCUUUCCCGAAAACAAUGAAGACGGGCACAUUUCCUAGGGUUCCGUUCUAUCCUAGAAGACACAUGGACUAAAAGAAAUAGGGGCACCAGGCGAGGCCCUCUGGCUGUCCUCUCAGCUGAGACCUGACUGCUGAUUGGAGCCGGCCUGGUGUUCGUAUAGGUGUGUUUGUGUGUGAGGAGAUGAAGUCCAGUAUGCGUCAGUGGCGGAGGCUGGUGUUUGUGGGGAUGUUGGCAUGGGCCCUCCUCUUCCUGGUUCUGCUAUCCUACUUCCUAGAUGCCCGCGUGGACAACGAGGCCCUGACCUCCGCCGGCUCCUCGCUCUCCCAGCAUCCCGACACGCGGCGCUUGUCCUCCAUCCAAGCCGCCUCCCACCAGCAGCACCACUCCGUCAUGGGCUCCCGACCCGAACCCGCCUACACCACCUUUACCACCAUCUACCCAGACCCUAACUCUAACCAUUACCCAGACUCCGAAGCAGAGCCUAGCCCCACUUCCACCACCUCAGAGCCUGGCCUGGAGCUGAGCCAGAGCUCAGACAGCGGUCCCUACGGGACCAGCCAGGAGGGGGUGGGGGGCAGCCGACAGCAGCAGGACUACCUGGACCCCCAGACCCUGGCUGCGUGGUCCUCUUUUGGCACGGAGAACGUGGGUUCCCACUCUGACCAGGUGGUGACCCGCAGCCGUGAGAGAACCGCCUGGACCCCCUCUGAUGCUGAGUGGGGGCCCAACCGAACCAAGCGCAGAUCCUCACGUGAGGAUGAAGAGGGGGAGGAGGAGGGGGUUCAGACGAAUAACAGCCACAGGAGGAGGACCACAGUGUGGGGGCGUAGGGGGAAGAGAGAUGGGUGGGGAAAAGAGGAGGAUUUAGAGGAGUACUACUUCUCCAAGUCGGCCUCGGUGGUGCAGCGACUUUGGCGGGGAAGUGUUUCCUCUGGAAUGCUGUCCCCGCGGCUGCAGCGCGCUAUGCGUGACUACCUGAGUGCCAACAAACACCACGUGACCUAUGAAGGACGCAGAUGGGCUGCCCAGAGCUCCAGGGGACUGCUGUGUGAGCUGAAGGAUCAGGCCAGGCUGAGAACACUGGACGGGUCCGAGCAGCCCUUCUCCUCGCUGGGCUGGGCCCAUCUGGUGCCACGCCUGGCCCUGGAGCAGCUCUACAGACAGGGGGGCCAGAGGGGCUUCAGGAGCUGUGCUGUGGUGACCUCUGCUGGGGCUAUUCUGCACUCAGGCCUGGGGAAGGAGAUCGAUUCCCAUGAUGCAGUUCUGCGGUUCAACGCUGCGCCUACAGAGGGCUACGUGAGAGAUGUGGGGAACAAGACCACCAUUCGCAUCAUCAACUCACAGAUCCUGGCCAAUCCCAAGAACCACUUCAACACCAGCUCCCUGUAUAAGAAGGUGACUCUGGUGGCCUGGGACCCUGCUCCGUACGCUGUCAAUUUGCACAAGUGGUAUGCCAGUCCAGACUAUAACCUGUUCAGUCCAUACGUGGAGCACCGGAGGCUCCACCCCACCCAGCCCUUCUACGUCCUCCACCCCAAAUAUGUGUGGCAGCUCUGGGACGUCAUCCAGGGCAACACCCAGGAGACCAUCCAGCCCAACCCACCCUCCUCAGGGUUCAUAGGCAUCCUUCUGAUGAUGGCGCUGUGCGAAGAGGUCCACGUGUACGAGUACAUCCCCUCGCUGCGACAGACAGACCUGUGCCACUACCACGAGGGCUACUACGACGCAGCCUGCACCCUGGGGGCGUACCACCCACUGCUUUACGAGAAGAGCCUGGUGCAGCGCAUCAACACAGGCCCCGAGCGAGACCUGAAGAGGAAGGGGCGCGUCACCCUCCCUGGCUUCAGCACCGUCAACUGUGACCUCUGAACUAUCAACUUAUGAACUCUGACCCUUAAAAGAAGCCACAUGUGGAACCACCACAACCCCACAGGACAAGGGGGAAAUGGUGCAAUAAUAACCCUCUGACCUCUGGGGGAACCCGGAGGGAACCACAUAGAACAGUGGAGAACCCAAGCCAUAGCCCCUCUGUGUGGGAUGGGAUCAAACCGGAGGGUGAAGGUCUAGUGUAACUACAUUUAUGUCAGGAAUUUUGAACAGAACCCAGACGGGGUGAAACCCAGCCUUCCUUAGAGGAUAAUGGACCCAAGACGGCCUGAAGUGACUGUAUCUCCCGAUCUCUGCCAUUGCUGAGCCGGAAGAGAGGAGAGCUGUAUAGUGUAGCAGUAGAUUAGUGUUAUUAGAUUAUUUUUUUUUAUAUACAGUACCAGUCAAAAGUUGGACUCAACCCCUGUAAUGAGUAGUUUUCUUUAUUUUUACUAUUUUCCACAUUGUAUAAUAAUAGUGAAGACAUCAAAACUAUGAAAUAACACACGGAAUCAUGUAGUAACCAAAAAAGUGUAUAUUUUAUAUUUGAGAUUCUUAAA
Oncorhynchus mykiss (rainbow trout) is the source of this 2859-nucleotide messenger RNA. Its product is annotated as beta-galactoside alpha-2,6-sialyltransferase 2. Gene Ontology annotation, molecular function: beta-galactoside alpha-2,6-sialyltransferase activity. Gene Ontology annotation, biological process: sialylation. NCBI's taxonomy places the organism in Eukaryota, Metazoa, Chordata, Actinopteri, Salmoniformes, Salmonidae. Gene Ontology annotation, cellular component: Golgi apparatus. The record is from RefSeq and is a predicted model, not a curated record.